Molecule: messenger RNA, 1841 nt
Organism: Nothobranchius furzeri (turquoise killifish)
Lineage: Eukaryota; Metazoa; Chordata; Actinopteri; Cyprinodontiformes; Nothobranchiidae
Gene: arsk
Product: arylsulfatase family, member K
Molecular function (GO): arylsulfatase activity; glucuronate-2-sulfatase activity
Source: RefSeq, a predicted model, not a curated record
AUACCUCCCACCGACAGCGCGGUAGUAAAAAUAAAUAAUUUAAAAAAGAAAAAAGACAACACGUUAGGGUAAAACCCGUGAAAAGCCUCAGUUUGGGAAUUUUUUUCUUUACUUUUAGAUAUCUGUUGGAGUUCCGAGGAAAACAUGAGCAUCUUUAUGUUGGUGUUUAUUUUCGUCCUCCAAAUUUUUUGUGACAGCCAAAAUAUUUCCAGACCAAAUAUCGUUUUGGUGAUGAGUGACGCAUUGGAUGGCCGAUUGUCCGUUGAUCCUGGCAGUAGACUUGUACAUCUUCCAUACAUUAACUACCUCAGGGAGCUCGGCUCAACCUUCCUCAACGCUUACACAAACUCCCCAAUCUGUUGCCCCUCAAGAGCUGCUAUGUGGAGUGGUCAGUUUGUCCACCUGACUAAGUCUUGGAACAACUACAAAUGCUUAGAUGCGAAUGCAACCACAUGGAUGGAUUUGCUGGAGAAGAAUGGAUAUCGCACCAAGAUGAUGGGCAAGCAGGAUUACACCUCAGGGGGUCACUCCGUCAGUAACCGGGUCGAGGCAUGGACACGAGAUGUUCAGUUCCUGCUGCGCCAAGAGGGCCGGCCUGUUUCUCAGCUAGUUGGGGACAUGUCAACUGUAAGGGUUAUGACACAAGACUGGAAAAACACAGAUAAAGCUGCACAGUGGAUCCGUCAGACAGCUGCAGUAUCGCACAAACCCUUCGCUCUUUAUCUCGGCCUCAAUUUACCUCAUCCCUAUCGAACGGACUCCCUCGGGCCUAACGCUGGAGGCUCCACAUUCAAGAGUUCACCAUACUGGCUCACAAAAGUGUCUUCUGAGCUUGUGUCUGUUCCUAAAUGGUUACCAAUGGCUAACAUGCACCCUGUUGAUUACUACUCCACCUUUACCAAAAACUGCAGUGGAGAUUUCACAGAGGAGGAAGUCAAAAGCAUCAGAGCCUUCUAUUAUGCCAUGUGUGCCGAAGCAGAUGCUAUGCUAGGUCAGGUGAUUUCAGCUCUAAGGGAGACCGGCCUGCUUAACAACACAGUUGUGAUCUUCACAGCUGACCAUGGAGAGCUAGCUAUGGAGCACCGUCAGUUCUAUAAGAUGUCAAUGUUUGAAGGUAGUUCCCAUGUUCCCCUGCUCAUCAUGGGGCCAAAGCUGAUGUCUGGUCUGCAGGUCAACCAGCUUGUGUCCUUGGUUGAUCUCUAUCCCACUGUGCUUGAAAUAGCUGGUAUUUCAGCUAUAGGAAAUCGAAGUGGUCAUUCUCUUCUGCCUCUGAUAGCCGAGUCUAGGGAUUUUUCCAAGUGGCAACAUCCAGGCUGGGUACUGAGUGAAUAUCAUGGUUGUAAUGCUAAUGCCUCUACAUACAUGCUAAGAGUUGGCCAGUGGAAAUAUAUCACCUAUGCAGAUGGACUCAGUGUUCCCCCACAACUUUUUAAUCUCAUAUCUGACAAGGAUGAACUUCACAAUGUUGUUUUAAAAUUUCCAGAUGUGCAGGCUCAUCUCGAUAAACUUUUGCACAGCAUUGUGGACUAUCCAGAAGUCUCCGCAGAUGUCCAUCUAUACAACAAAAGAGUAUUUGCUGAAUGGCGAGAAAGUUUGGGGCAAAACUAUAGCCAGGUCAUAGCUAACCUCAGGUGGUACGUAGACUGGAAAACAGAUGUAUUAGGCAAUGAGAGAGCCAUUGACAAGUGGCUAAAUCACUAAUCAAGAUGACUUUUAAAUGUUUAUUUGAUCCAAAUAAAGUUAUUAAACUAAUACGUUUACUCUAAUUUGUAUGCUGUAAAUAUGUGUAGCCCUUUUUAAAAUGUAGUUUUCACAUUUUCAUUUCAUUGUAACAAAAAAAA